This is a messenger RNA of Dipodomys spectabilis (banner-tailed kangaroo rat), 2025 nucleotides long. It is a transcript of the gene Itpripl1, whose product is annotated as ITPRIP like 1. Bases 347 to 1987 code for a protein of 546 amino acids. Gene Ontology annotation, cellular component: membrane. The transcript has 3 exons. The record is from RefSeq and is a predicted model, not a curated record. NCBI's taxonomy places the organism in Eukaryota, Metazoa, Chordata, Mammalia, Rodentia, Heteromyidae.
CCGCCCGCUCAGAGCCGUGCACCGCAUGGUGGGGCGUUCCCGGGGCCCAGCGCCCGCACACAGACCACCAGACGCUUGGACAAAUAUGCUCUGUACCCUAGGGGAGUCGGGGCCGCUUCCGAGGUUGGUCCCGGCGAUGAACCGGUAACUCGUAUCCCGUCAGGAAGAACGCAGAGGUGGUCAGGCUGUACUGUUUCUUUAAGACCCUGUUCCGGCUGACACAGAGGAGAUCCUGGAGCCUGCGGUGACACGAAGCAGGACCAAGUUCUAAAGAGAGGAGGAGAGCCCAUCACCUGGCUUCAGUGUUCCCAGGGCGCAGUCCAUACAUCUCGAUGCAGAGGCCUCCAUGGCUGUGAUAAGCCUGCUGUUCUUGGCAGUGAUGUAUGUUGUUCACCACCCCCUCAUGGUCAGUGACCGGAUGGACCUGGAUACACUAGCCAGGAGUCGGCAGCUGGAGAAGCGAAUGAGUGAGGAGAUGCGGCAUUUAGUGACAGAGUUUGAAGAGAGAAAGCGAGCAGCUGAGCAGAAGCAGAGGGCAGAGAAUUUCUGGAGAGGAGACACAUCCAGUGACCAGUUAGUGCUGGGGAAGAAAGACAGGUGGCCAUUUCAGGCUGAAGGCAAGGAGGGUCCUCUGGGCUGGAUGCUAGGAAACCUUUGGAAUGUUGGCCUCUUUUGCCUUUUUCUCAUCUUUGAGCUCCUGAGACAGAACAUGCAACACGAGCCGGGCUUUGAGUCCAGCAGUGAUGAUGAAGAAGAGGAAGUCCGUAUUGUGCCAGUCACCACUUACAACUGGCUCACUGACUUCCCCUCCCAGGAGGCCCUGGAAUCGUUUUACAAACACUAUGUCCAAAAUGCCAUUCGUGACUUGCCUUGCACCUGUGAGUUUGUGGAGAGCUUUGUGGAUGAUCUCAUUGAGGCCUGCCGGGUACUCACUCGCCAGGAGGCUCACCCCCAAUUGGAGGACUGCCUGGGCAUUGGGGCUGCCUUUGAGAAGUGGGGAACCCUCCAUGAGACCCAGAAAUUUGAUAUCCUGGUGCCUAUUGUUCCGCCACAGGGCAUGACGUUCAUCUUGGAGAUGAGAGACCCAGCUCUUGGCCACCGCUGUGGUUGUGUGCGGUUAGAGUCGGAAUGUAUGUGCAAGCGAGAGAAGGUCCUGGGGGAUGUGUUGUGCCUGGUGCACCACCACAAGGACCAUCCGCUCUCCUUGGGCAAGAGUGCCAGCUCUAUCAAAGCUGCUUUCUGCACAGGUUUCCACUUGGAUGUGCGUAAGACUGUGCAGUGGUUCCGGAACAUGCUGGGCAAUGCUUGGGCCUUGGUGGCCCAUAAGUAUGACUUUAAGCUCAGUCUCCCACCAUCUUCUACCUCCUGCAAGCUCAGGUUGGAUUACCGCUCAGGCCGCUUUCUGUUAAUCAACUUGGUCCUGGGGGUGCAGCGGGAAGAUACCUUGGUCUACCUGGUGAGUCAGGCCUCUGAGCAAGAACAGCUCACUAGCGUGGACUGGCCUGAGUCUGUUGCAGCCUGUGAACACUUGUUCCUGAAGCUGGUAGGGCGCUUUGCUCCCGAGAACACAUGCCAUCUCAAGUGCCUCCAAAUCAUUUUGAGUCUCUGGGACCACCAGAGCCUUCCCACUGGGGCAUCCUGCCCCAUCCUUACCUCCUAUCACUUCAAAACAGCCCUCAUGCACCUGUUGCUACGGCUGCCCCUAGCAGACUGGCAGCAUAACAAACUCUCGCAGAGGCUCCAGGACCUCCUCUGGUUUUUGGGCCGUGGUAUCCAGCAAAGGUCUCUCCAACAUUUCCUCAUUGGCAACACCUUCCUGCCCCUGACUAUCCCAAUCCCUAAGUCAUUUCGGGAUGCUGAGCCUGUCAAUCUCUUCCAACACCUUGUGCUAAAUCCUGUGGCACACUCACAGGCAGUGGAGGAAUUCCACAACCUUCUAACCCAGGUGAAAACUCUGCCCUGUGCCCCACUGGUUGGAGCACUUUAAUAUAAAGGCCAUUAAAAAAAUGGGAGAAGGUAUUCUGA